AUGGCGGGCGGGAGCCUGCAGGGGGCGCUGUGCCGGCGGCAGCAGCAGCCGGCAGGGGGCGGCCGUAUGGCGGCGACGGCGCUCCGCCUGUGCCGCGCUGCGCGCCCGCUGCCGGCUGCUGCUGCCGCCGCGGCCCGAAACACGGCUCCAGCCCCGCGGCCGCCUCCGCGCCUCUCCGCCUCCUCCUCUUCCUCAUCCGCCUCCUCCUCUGCUUCCCGCCACUCUCCGCCGCAGCCCGUCAUGCAGGCCUUCCAGUACCCCGAGGUGUACCGCGACGAGACCGCCGUGUCGGAUUACCAUGGAUGUAAAAUCAGCGAUCCAUACUGCUGGCUUGAAGAUCCCGAUAGUGAACAGACGAAGGCAUUUGUGGAGGCUCAGAACAAGCUGACAGUACCCUUUCUCGAGCAGUGUCCUGUCAGAGGACUGUUCAAGGAGCGAAUGACAGAACUCUAUGAUUACCCUAAGUACAGCUGCCACUUCAAGAAAGGAAAAAGAUAUUUCCACUUCUACAAUACAGGGCUCCAGAAUCAGCGAGUUUUAUACGUACAAGACUCCUUGGAUGCCGAAGCCAAAGUUUUUCUUGAUCCAAAUAAGCUUUCUGAUGAUGGCACUGUGGCCUUACGAGGUUAUGCAUUCAGUGAAGAUGGUGAAUAUUUUGCAUAUGGCCUGAGUUCUAGUGGCUCUGAUUGGAUUACUAUCAAGUUUAUGAAAGUAGAAGGUCCUGAGGAUCUCCCAGAUACACUGGAGAGAGUUAAAUUCAGUUGCAUGGCAUGGACCCAUGAUGGAAAAGGCAUGUUCUAUAACUGCUACCCAGAACAAGAUGGGAAAAGUGAUGGCACUGAGACCUCCACUAAUCUUCAUCAAAAGCUGCAUUAUCACGUAUUAGGAACUAACCAGUCAGAAGAUAUCCUAUGUGCUGAAUUUCCUGAUGAACCAAAAUGGAUGGGUGGAGCUGAG
Poecile atricapillus (Black-capped chickadee) is the source of this 957-nucleotide messenger RNA. RefSeq names its product prolyl endopeptidase-like. Gene Ontology annotation, cellular component: cytosol. The transcript has 6 exons. NCBI's taxonomy places the organism in Eukaryota, Metazoa, Chordata, Aves, Passeriformes, Paridae. The annotation marks the transcript as partial. Gene Ontology annotation, molecular function: serine-type endopeptidase activity; oligopeptidase activity. The record is from RefSeq and is a predicted model, not a curated record.